Plasmodium malariae is the source of this 948-nucleotide messenger RNA. RefSeq names its product haloacid dehalogenase-like hydrolase, putative (gene HAD3). The coding region runs from base 1 to 948 and encodes 315 amino acids. Gene Ontology annotation, cellular component: cytosol. The transcript has a single exon. Lineage: Eukaryota; Apicomplexa; Aconoidasida; Haemosporida; Plasmodiidae. Gene Ontology annotation, molecular function: magnesium ion binding; phosphatase activity. The record is from RefSeq and is a predicted model, not a curated record.
AUGUUAAAAUAUAAGGACUCCGAAAAUUGCGUAAAUGACUUAUUACACAAAAAUAACAUUAAAUUAAUUGCUAUUGAUAUAGAUGGUACACUAUCAGAUGAUACGGGUAAAAUUAGUGACGAAAAUUUAAAUGCAAUCCAGGUAGCUAAAAAAUUAGGUAUAAAUGUAAUUUUCGCUACAGGUAAAUUACGUAGUAAUGCUUUAAAAUUGUUUACACAAAAACAAAAAGAAAUUUACAAAGUACACACAAUUGAUGGAAUAUUUUCAAAUGGAGCUUAUUUAAAUAUAAAGGGAUAUGAUUAUGUAUACCGAAAUUUCAAAAUAAUGGACUUAGAGUUCAUUUUACUUGCAUUGUCGACAUAUAAUAUAUUAAAAAAUGCUGUUUUUUUAACUGUGGAUUUUGCUUAUGUAUUUAAUGAUAGCCCCAAUAAACAAGAAGAUAUAUAUAAAAAUGAAUUGGAAGGGUUUAGAUCAUCAGUCAAAUAUGUUAAUAUUAUUGACAAAAGUUAUAAUGCUGUUCUCUUAAGUACUAUUAAGGAUAUUUUUUUAAUUGGUGAUAUUGUAUCGGUAGAGAUUUAUACUAAAUUAUACCCUCAUCAAGAACCCUUUAAUGAACUAUUUUCAGUGUUAUAUAAAGAAUUAGAAGGUCAUUUUAAAAUAUAUACACCACUUAAUAAGGACAAAAUAGUAUUAUCACCAUUAAAUACAGCUAAAGUACAUGCAGCCCAUUUAUAUUCACAAUUUUAUGAUAUCCACAUUUCCGAUGUUUUAUCAAUUGGAAAUGAUAAUAAUGACGUGGAUCUGUUAGCAGCUACUGGGUAUUCUGUUGCUGUUAAAAACUCCACCACUCCUGCUAUGAAUGUAGCCAAAUGUGUAAGCACAAAAACGAACAGUGAAAAUGCAGUUGCUAACAUUAUUUACAAGGUUAUUACGGGAAGGAGAAUGUAA